Molecule: messenger RNA, 4567 nt
Organism: Pogona vitticeps (central bearded dragon)
Lineage: Eukaryota; Metazoa; Chordata; Lepidosauria; Squamata; Agamidae
Source: RefSeq, a predicted model, not a curated record
GCCUCCGCCUUUCCUCCCCUCUUGGAAAGUGAUCCGAAGUUGGGAAUCUUAGCGGCCGGACCUGAAGGGGAGUUGAGGUCUCAGCGAUCGGGGAGGGGGGAGGCAGAACCUACGCAGGGAUACGGGAGGGUUUGCUUCCUCCUCUCCUGGAGGUGGGAGGGGAGGAGCGAGCCUAAGCCUCCUGGGCUCCCAAGGAGAAGAGGGCCAGAGGUUAGAGGGCACAGAGCCAGAAAAAAAUCCGGGGAAAGAAGUGUGUAUUUGGGGCACCGUCUAAGGGAGAGUAGUGACUAGUGGUUUGCAGUAAGGGAUUGUACACGUGUUUAGUGCCUGGAGGUUAAAAAGGGGGUGAAGACCUGUGGGGAGAGUCUAUGGGAGAAGGUAGUAAGCAAGGCACAAAAGUUCCUGGGUUCGCUGGAACAGGAAGAAUUAGGGGGUCCUGGAUGGAAGGGGCUUGUGAAGAGUAAUUAAUAUUGAUAUUGAGAAUAUCAUCAGGCUUUCUAAAUCAGGACGCAAGAGAUUUUGUGCUUAGCAAGUAGGAGAUCUGGCAGAUUAGAGCAAGGGAGUGACAGAGGCUGGAGAGUGUAGUGGUCAGAGCAGCUGGCCAUGGAUGACCCGGAGGAGACCUUUGGAGGAGAUGGGGAUCCCAGCCCUGCCCCUUAUGAAGAGCUGGUGUCUGCCAUGGCUGGGGGGCUGUACAGCGAACUGGAACGGCUCGUAGGGGCCUAUGGGCCUGGAGCAGUGUCUGGCCUCCUGCCGCAGCUAGUCUCCGUUCUGGAGUCCCUGCAAGGAGCUUGUGGGCAGGUGCGAGAGCGAGACCAGGCUCUGGAACGGUUAAGAGAUGACCGGCUGCGGCUGCUAGAACAAUAUGAGCGAGAGCGAACGGGGCGCAAACGGGCAGAGGAGCGGUUCAUGGAGCUGGAGGAUGUGAUGGAGCAAGAACGCAAGGCGCAUUUGGCAGCCGUGGGCCGGCUAGAAGGACAGAGCCGUGUCUUAGAGGGGAAAGCACGAAACUAUGCGGAUCAAGCGCAGCUUGCCCAAAGCCACACAGGCUGGCUGUCAUUUGGUAAUGACAUGAUCAAAAUCAUCUUUCUGGGCAGAUUGAAACCCCUGUCUGUUCAGGUGCCUGCACAGUUUCAGCCGAGACGUUUAGAUCCUGGGCCUCUGGAAUCACCUCGUUCCCCAGAGGAACCAGGAGAGAUCCAGCCGCUUCCUGGUUCAGACACAGCAAGGAACAAUUUCCCUUUGGCGCAAGAAAUGGUCCAGCCAGAGAAAGACACCUGUCUAGUUCAAAAGCGAAGCUUUGACUUAGAUGACCUUGUGAACUCUACUCCUGAAUUGGCACCUGAUCCCCAGCAAGCAAGCAGCCCCCUGAGUACCCCCCUCGAGCGCAACACGGUCUCCCUUUUCGCCGAGGUCUCGGGCCUCAGCCCUGAACUUCUCAGCGAUAUGGAUGACGGCGCCGAUUUGCAGGGUGAUGCCCUAAAAACCGUGAUAGCAGAAAAUGCCAAGCUGCAAGAAGAACGGAUCAUGCUAGACACUGCCCGCCGCCACCUCAUUGCCCGGGUAGAAGAGCUGAGUGAGGAGCGUGAGUCUUUGCGGAUGGAGCGUGAGGGCACCGUGGGGGCCCUGAGCCGCUGCCAAGCCCAGCUGAAAGAGGCUGAGUUGGAGCUUAUCCGGAUCCGGCAGGAAUUUGAGGAAAGAAGACGCUCGAGUGAAGAUGGAGAGGCUGAAGGGAGCUCAUCCCAGCCGCAGAAGUUUACCCGCGCUGAGAUGGCCCGCGUGGUGAUGGAGCGCAAUCUCUACAAGGAGAGGCUGAUGGAACUGCAAGAAACGGUUCGGCGUACUGACCUACUCAGGGCUUCGCGAGAGGAACAGGCUGUUCAGAUGAAAAAGUCUUCUUUCUGGAAAAUCUUUGAUCGUUUGUUCAGCCCUUCGGACUCUCCAGAGAGAUCUCCUGCAUCCCCACUGCCCCCGCGGAGGGCCCGGUCCAGCCCUGUGAGCCGCACUGAAUUGGGACGGAAUGGGGCACAGUUGUCUCCUGCACUGAGAUGCAUCCCAAGAACUACCUCACCCACUUCUGAAGCAGACACUUCCCCACAGCAGAAGCGGCGAGACCUGUACCAGGAGAUCCGCUCGUACAUCUGGCAGGAGCAUGGGCGGGCACAAAUCCGUGGCUGGAGCCAGCCGCCUACGCUCCAGGGUCAGGACUCCUCCCCAGGAGAUGCCGACGUCCCUAUGCUUGUGCAGCUACGGAUGCUAGACCAGAAGGAUCCCAGUACCAAGCUCUGGUGUGCUGCAGUAUCCCUUGGGCCAGAGACUCAGGAAAUACCAGAGACUGGUAGCCCUUCUCAGCGUGUCACCGGCUGCUCUCAGCUGUGGGUUGCUGCAGGGACUCAUUCUGCCAGUGAAGUGACUCUUUUUGCUGCCCAGAACUCAAACCACAUCCUGGAACACUUCGUCUUGCCUGGAGUUCAUGUCCUCUCAGUUGCAUGUGUGCCUGGCCUUAUUGUCCCUGGUGGUGAGAGUCCUGAGAUGGAGCCGGAAAUUCUUGAAGACCCCUUGGCCCCUGGAUCUGACAGCGAAGAUGAAACGGCGGAGAUGGAGUCUGUGGGCACAGAGCCUACCAUCUGGUUUGGAACCCAAGAGGGAUGUAUCUAUAUCCACUCGUCUGAGAGUGACUGCCGACGUUGCAGGGGAAGAGUGCAGCUGAAAGAUGCUGUUCACUGCAUUGUCCAUACCCAGGGCCGUGUGGCAGCUGCAUUAGGGGAUGGAACUGUGGCCAUUUUCCACCGGAAUUCAGUCCGGAAUUGGGACCUCUCUUCCCCUCGGCUGGCUGACCUGGGAAGGCCGCGGCGCUCCAUCCGCUGUGCCAUCCCUGUGCUGGACCGGCUGUGGUGUGGAUAUGGAAACCGGGUCUAUGUGCUGGAUCCUCGUAUGGCUCGCAUCCAGCGCUACUUUGAGGUGACCUCACACCCAGAGAGCCAAGUGCGGCACAUGGUGGCCGCCGGUCGUGGCGUCUGGGUGUCCGUUCGGCUGGAGUCCACUCUGCGCCUCCUCCAUGCAGAGACUGGGCAGCCAUUGCAGGAAGUGGAGCUGGGCCCCUUUGUCACUCGCACGCUUGGGCCGAGCGGCCUCAGUUUAACCUUGAACGUCUCAGCGCUUGGCGCUUAUGGGAAGCGGCUCUGGGUUGGAACAUCUGGCGGUGCCAUCCUCUCUCUGCCCUUCAUUUCUGAAUUUGCGAGAAGCUCAGAGCCUUCCACCCCUACUAGUAUCCCUUACUGUGCAAUGGAGCAAGCCCAGAUCAGCUAUCACGGGCACCGUGAUGCCGUCCGCUUCUUUGUCUCUGUCCCAGGAUGUGUGGGUCCAUCCUCUUCUGAAAGCGCCAAGGAAUCACACAACCAAGAGAAGCCAAGUAAACCCUGCUGCCUGGUGCUAAGCGGAGGGGAGGGAUAUAUCAACCUCCGGAUAGGAGAUGACACAGAUGAGCACUACGGAGACCUUCUGCUCUCAAACCCUCGCCUCCGUCGAGCCGAGCGGAGCCACCUGAUUGUCUGGCAGGUGGAGGCCUGAGAUUGUGGUGGUGGGCACAACAAUGGGUUUUGGUGGGUGUGGCUCCACUUCCACCUAGGAGGAAACAGCACAGUUUGCCAGUUGCCGGUGUCUCCUUCCCCACAACUGUCUCCCAUUCUUUAACCCUCCGGGGUCUGCAGGGUUGGAGUCAUGACUUCUUGCAACGUUCUCAGUCUGGUGCAGUGGGGGUGGAAAAGCUACCUGGACACCAGGAUCUGUUUUGUAAAUAGGGGGGGGGGGGGGGGGGAAUCUUCAGUGGGUGGAUCCUCUGACUUCCUUCCCCUUAUAAAAAAUACCCUUCAUCUCCACUGCUUUCAAAUUGGAGCAGUGCAUUGGUGUGCAAUAAACCUUCUGGAUUUCCCCUAACAAAAACAAACAACCCCGGGCUGUAUUUGCUCAUUCUUUCCUUUGUUACCCACCAGUAACAGUGUACCUCUUACUGACUGGGGAGCUGCAAGUCAGGAUGCCCGAGACUACCAGAACAGCCUAGUCCUAGUUGGGAAUAUUGGGGGCAGAGACCCUGUGAAUUGAACCACAUAAGACCAAGGAUCUGGGCUCCUAGAGUGGCUUCCAAGGUCAUUCGGAGCAAUGACCCUCAUCCGUCUUUUUGGCUUCUCUUUCUGAGUGUGAUUCUCUGAUGCACUUUUCAUUUGGUGGAUUCGGACACGGAAACGAGACCUGGGAAAAAUUUGAAAGCCAGGCCUGGAAUUGGCGAUGUAAACAGCAGCAGCACUACUCAAAGAGACCUCAAGGGGGAGCUCUCUGGUCUCGCUGCUGAAUCUGGUUUAGAUGCUAAACGGGAUUUGUUGAUUCCUGAAGCUGUUGCGCGAACAGGAUCCUGCCUGGAGCCCUGGGAUGAUGCCUGGGGACCCACCACGCAGUUUAUUUCUCAGGGUUGCUGUUUGUUAUUUGUCUGUCUCACCAACGGUGAGGGUCUCUAGCAGCAUCUCAGGAUCUUUUUCUAUGUGACGGUUUCUCAAUAAAGCUUUAUCAUUAA